AUGCGAGUCCAAGAUGCGCAGUCAGAUGUUCGCUGCCAGACGUGCCCUGAUCUCCAGCCUGCACUCGAGGCAGAAGACGAGUAUCCAGACGGUGGAAAAGAAGCAUGGCUCAUUGUGUUUGGCUCUUGGUGCGCCAUGAUUCCAUCCAUGGGCCUCCUGAACUCUCUGGCUGUGCUUCAAGCUUGGUUGAGUGAGCACUAUCUUCGUGGGAUGCCCGAAUCCACCACGGGUUGGAUUUUCAGUGGCUACGCAUUCUUUUUGUUCUUUUGUGGUGCCCAAAUCGGACCCAUUUUUGACUCGCACGACAUCCGAUUGUUGAUUGUUCCUGGCACGAUAGGAAUCAUUAUUUCGUUGAUCUUUAUGAGUUUUGCUCAGGACUUCUACCAGUUCUUUCUCUCCUUCAGCGUCUUAGGGGGCAUCUCAGCCUCGUUCCUCUACAACCCCGCUCUAUCAGUCAUUGGGCAUUGGUUCAUGAAAAGGCGAGGUCUCGCCACUGGCCUUGCUUGCACUUCUGGGGGAGUAGGUGGCGUCUGGAUGCCUCUUGUUAUCCUCUACCUCGCGCCUCGCAUCGGGUUCGGCUGGUCCAUUAGAGUCAUUGCUCUUAUCUGCGCUGUCCAUGGGUUGGUUGCCUGUGUUCUGCUACGCAAGAGGCUGCCACCGAAUAAGAAAGCCGGCUCGACUGUCGACUUCAAAGCGCUCAAGGAUAUCAAAUAUGCCACCAUGACUGUCGGUCUUGUCCUUGUUGAGUUUGCCAUCUUCAUUCCCAUCUCAUAUAUAUGUUCCUAUGCCAUUCAUUCGAACUGGGGUUUCCAAGACGCCUACAUGCUCAACACUCUUCUAAAUGUCGGUGCAGUCUCGGGUCGAUUCUUACCGGGUUACAUCGCAGAUCGAUUCGGAGUCGUCAACACCAUGACGGUUAUAGCCUUUGCCUGCAUGGCUCUGGUAUUCUGUCUAUGGCUCCCAGCGCAUGGGAGUCAUGCCAUGACCAUGUCGUUUACUAUUCUUUACGGAUUCUGGUCGGGUGCUUCAGUGGCGUUUGCACCGGUGUGCAUAGGCCAAGUUUGCAAGACUGAAGAUUACGGGAAACGCAAUGGCACGGCAUAUACCCUUUGCAGUUUUGGUACUCUUAUUGGUAUUCCCAUCGCAGGGGCUAUCCUGGGAGCUGAAGAUGGGUCUUACCGGGGCCUCAUUAUCUUUGCUGGGCUAGCCUAUGUUAUCUCUUUUGCGGCCUACGUGGUCGGCCGUGGGCUUCUCAGUAGGUGGAAGGUAUUCGAGAUUUGCUGA
Fusarium falciforme is the source of this 1284-nucleotide messenger RNA. Its product is annotated as MFS domain-containing protein. Gene Ontology annotation, cellular component: fungal-type vacuole membrane. The coding region runs from base 1 to 1284 and encodes 427 amino acids. Gene Ontology annotation, biological process: transmembrane transport. Gene Ontology annotation, molecular function: transmembrane transporter activity. The transcript is spliced from 3 exons. The record is from RefSeq and is a predicted model, not a curated record. Lineage: Eukaryota; Fungi; Ascomycota; Sordariomycetes; Hypocreales; Nectriaceae.